AUGGCAUUGAAAUCUCUCAAAAUCUUUCUGUUCACUCUCCUCAUUGCCUCCAUUGCAAAAAAUGCAAUAUCCAUACGGGAUCUCCACCGGCACAAAUCAGUCUCAUCGCCAUUUAGCUUCCCUCACGAGCAUCUUCAAGACUCUCGAAAGGGUGACACCGUAGAAGGAAUCCACAAUGUAAAGCUUUACCUCCAACAUUUCGACUACUUGACAAAUCUUCCAGCCCAUGCCCACAACACAUUCGACGACCCUUUAGAAUCCGCCCUCAAAACAUACCAAAAAAAUUACCACCUCAAUGCCACUGCGACUGCCAAUGUGAAAAUCCCCUUCGAGAAAGGGGACCACGGUGAUGUGGUGCCUUUCUGCACGCCCAUUUUGGCGCACUCUUUCUUUUCGACGGAUGAGAGACUUCACUUCAACGUGGACCAAAAUUGGGCGUGGGGGGCUGUGGCUGGUGCUGUAGAUGUGCAGACGGUGGCGCUACAUGAACUUGGACAUAUUCUUGGCCUCGCCCACAACCAAGAUGAGUGCGCUAUAAUGUAUGCCUACAUUUGUCCCGGAACCACCAAAUGCAUGACUCAAGAUGAUAUUGCGCGAAUAACUGAUUUAUAUAGUAGUUAG
Momordica charantia (bitter melon) is the source of this 621-nucleotide messenger RNA. Lineage: Eukaryota; Viridiplantae; Streptophyta; Magnoliopsida; Cucurbitales; Cucurbitaceae. The record is from RefSeq and is a predicted model, not a curated record.